AUGGCAGAUGUCACACACCCAGAGCUAACCAAGCCGGUUUUUGAGCACCAUCCGGACGGCUUCGGCAUCAGCAAUCCCCGCCCUCGUCUUUCCUGGAAAUUCCUGGCGUCGGCCGAACCUACGCGAGGCUGGACGCAGGCUGCAUACGAGGUUGAAAUCCUUCGGCAUGGCGAUCAAGAAGCCCAGACAUUCCUCGUGGACAGUGAAGAGUCAGUGCUUGUCCCUUGGCCUGCUGCAGCAUUGCGUUCUCGCCAACAAGCCUCUGUCCGGGUCCGCUGCUGGGGCCAAUCACCAGAUGAACACGGUACAGUUCGCCGCAACCCAGAACCCACGUCUUGGUCGCCAGUGGCUAGCCUUGAAGUUGCCCUCCUUGAGCAGAGUGACUGGACUGCGUCCAUGAUUACUUCGUCUCGAAGGCUCGGCCCUGAAGCUCCACUGCAACCACUACGAUUCCGUCGUCAGUUCGAGAUCCCUUCGAGUGUUGUCACCUCUUCGGCCAGGGCUCGCCUGUACAUCACUGCACUCGGAGUUUUCGAGGCUUUCCUAAACGGAGAGCGGCUGGGUGACGAAUGCAUGGCACCUGGAUGGACGAGCUACAAUCACCGACUGACUUACAGGUGUUUGGACGUGACACCUCACUUGAGGCACCAUGGCAACAACGUCAUAGCCGUAGAGGUGGCCGAGGGCUGGUACGCUACGAAGCUCGGUUUCAACGGAGGAACCAGAUUCCUCUAUGGCGGCAAGGACAUCGCGGUCAUGGCACAGCUCGAAAUCACUUCCGGCGCCCGGUCCUGGACGUUGACGACGGACGACAAUUGGGCGUGCGCAGUCAGUGCCAUCCAGUCCAGCGAACUAUACGAUGGAGAGGUUUAUGAUGCUCGUGAGGACCAUAGCCUCUGGACAACAGCAGCCCAAGAUGCUGACAAGAUGGGAACUCGAUGGCUUCGGGUCAAGACACUUCCGCAGGUCCCCGGUCGGAAGCUACUCACAACUAGUAGCCCCCCUGUCCGAGUGAUUGAGAGUCGGCAGGUGCAGGCUAUACACAAGACGCCGGCGGGCAAGACCAUUGUAGACUUUGGACAGAAUCUCGCAGGCAAGGUCGUUGUCAAGUCAGUCACCCUUGCAGCCGGCGAGCGUCUUGUACUCCGGCACGCAGAGGUUCUCGAGCAUGGAGAACUCUGCACUCGUCCCUUGAAAGACGCCAAAUGUGAAGAUGUCAUCAUUGGCUCCGGGGAAGAAAUUUGCAACUGGACGCCGAAGUUUACCUUCCACGGCUUUCGAUAUGUGCAGGUCGACGGCUGGCCGGGGUCGGAGGACGAAUUACGCUCUGCUUUGUCGGCCUCGGUAAUGCACAGCGACAUGCAAAGAAGAGGGUACUUUAGCUGUUCGAACGAAUGGGUCAACAAGCUUCAUACCAACGUGGUCUGGUCCAUGCGAGGCAAUUUCUUGUCCGUGCCGACGGACUGUCCGCAAAGAGACGAGAGGCUGGGCUGGACAGGCGACAUACAGAUCUUCUGCCCGACUGCUAGCUACCUCUACGAUACAGUGGGCUUCCUGGAGAACUGGCUGGAAGACCUGUCUUCAGAGCAAUUGGAGCAAGGCAAUAAUGGCGUACCACCGUUCGUCUCACCGGAAGUUCCUCUUCUUACCUGGCCUCGUCGGAAGCCUCAAGCGGUGUGGCAUGAUGUCACCGUUCUGACUCCGUGGGAUCUGCAUCGCUUCAGCAGUGAUAAGGUUCUCCUUGAAAGGCAAUUCCAAAGCAUGCGAGCCUGGCUUGAGCAGGGCGUUGAUCGAGGCGAGGACGGGCUGUGGAACUUCUACCUCUGGCAGUUGGGCGACUGGUUGGACCCCAACGCCCCCCCACAGAACCCGGCUCUCGCCCUGACCGACAAGGUCCUCGUCGCCGACGCCUACCUCGUCCACACCACCGAGGUCUUUGCACAGGUCUGCGCGCUCCUAGGCAAGGCCGAGCUGGCGACCAAGUACCGCGCCGAGGCAUCCACCCUCAAGCGCCUCUUCCAGGACAAGUACCUCACGCCCAGCGGCAACAUCAUGUCCAACACGCAGACCGCCAUCGCCCUCGCCCUGCAGUUCGGCCUCUACCGGGGCCCGGCCCAGCGCCGCACCGCCUCGCGCGCCCUGUCCAAGCUCGUGCGCACGGCCUUCUUCCACGUCUCGACGGGCUUCGCCGGCACGCCCGCCGUCCUGCCGGCGCUCGCAGGGCCCGCGCGCCAGCCGCAGCUCGCGUACCGCAUGCUGCUGGAGAAGGCGUGCCCGAGCUGGCUGUACCCGGUGACCAUGGGCGCGACGACGACGUGGGAGCGCUGGGACAGCAUGCUGCCCGACGGCAGCGUCAACCCGGGCCGCAUGACGAGCUUCAACCACUACGCGCUCGGCGCCGCGGCCGACUGGCUGCACGGCUGCGUCGGCGGGCUCGCGCCGCUCGGCGCCGGGUGGAGGGUGGCGCUCGUGAGGCCCGUGCCGGGCGGGAACCUGACGCACGCGGAGGCGCGGUUCGACGGGCCCUACGGCUUGCUGCGGUGCGCGUGGAGGGUCACGGCGUCGCCGGCGGCGGCGUCUAGUGCUGCUGCGGGCGAGGCGGCGCGGUUCGAGAUGGAGCUCGAGGUGCCGCCGAACUCGUCUGCCAAGGUCAUCCUGCCGUGCGAUUGGAUUACGGACCCUGGAGACGAGGCCGAGGAGGCGUUUACCCUGGUCGGCUCGGGCGUGCAUCACUUUGCCUGCGACUUUGUGGCUGGCGAGUGGCCGCCCAAGGCUCUGCCCCCGCCAAACAUGCCGUACUCUCCGGAGAUGGAUAUGGUCGCGGAGUAG
Molecule: messenger RNA, 2829 nt
Organism: Thyridium curvatum
Lineage: Eukaryota; Fungi; Ascomycota; Sordariomycetes; Thyridiales; Thyridiaceae
Exons: 1
Coding region: 1-2829 (942 amino acids)
Biological process (GO): carbohydrate metabolic process
Source: RefSeq, a predicted model, not a curated record